UCAGUACAGAAAAAAACAGUCAUCGUUGAGGUCGUCGUAAAGAAAUGGCAGCCCAUCAAUUUUACGAGAAUAAAUUUACAAAUUUUCAUAAAAAUCACAUCAAAUUAUUUGCUGUUUACAUGAAAACAGCAAAUUUAAUGCAAAACGCGAACGUCCUCAAAAGGUCGCUAUAAAGACGCGAACGGACGCGAACGGUGCGAACGGACGCGGUCUCAGCGGUCUCAGCGGUGUCAGCGGUCUCCGUUAAUAAUUAUUAUUUAAGCCGUGUAACGCGAAAAUUGAAGUUUUGGUUUUUAUUUAUUAACUCUUCUGUUUCUGUUCCUACUCCGGUUUCUAUAUUUCCAUUUCUGUUGGGGACUGGUUUUUGCUUUGGUUUGGAUUCGUUUCUGGGAUGUUGUGCGAACCAAGUAUUUUGUAACAAGCAACAAAACAACAAAAAAAGUGUUAAUAAAGCAGUGCGAUAAUUUUUAUUUUGGCCAAGUUAAGAAGGAACAUUUUAUGAAAAACUAUACUGAAAUUUGUUAUGAGUCGAACAUUUAUUAUGCUUUUGGCCAUUGAGAAGUAGACGGCAGAAAACAGAAGUUACGCAUUUUUUACAUGAAUUUUAUUUUUGUGGCGUGGAGCUGAAACCAAAACCGAAAAAAAUACACUCGUAUAUUUUAUAUCCUCAAAACUACACUGACUACACGGAAUACACUGCAAGAAAAAUACAAGUUCCAUGAAGCGCUUAUGAAAUAGUGCAGAAAAACCCCAAUUGCUAAAUUUUUACGUACUUAGUUUC
This is a messenger RNA of Teleopsis dalmanni, 781 nucleotides long. RefSeq lists its product as uncharacterized. The record is from RefSeq and is a predicted model, not a curated record. Bases 45 to 173 code for a protein of 42 amino acids. The transcript is spliced from 3 exons. NCBI's taxonomy places the organism in Eukaryota, Metazoa, Arthropoda, Insecta, Diptera, Diopsidae.